Molecule: messenger RNA, 303 nt
Organism: Paracoccidioides brasiliensis Pb18
Exons: 2
Coding region: 1-303 (100 amino acids)
Source: RefSeq, a predicted model, not a curated record
AUGGGAGGGAGGGUGCAACAGAACAAGUGUCUGAAGAACUUUAAAGAAAUUCACAUCUACAAGAUAGCUGGUGAAGAGAUUGAGUUCAACGGCUCUCCCAAUUCUAAAAUAUUCCACUCCAACAGGUCAUUAGAAAGAAUAUGGACAGCCAGGCUGGCUAUUCUCACUCACAGCUCCAGCGCCGGGUUUAAGCCCCGGUAUAAUGAAGCUACGCUUCUAGCAAUGAGGCAUCAUUCGACGGAGAAUGAUUUUAGGAACGAAAGACAUGCGGUGGAGUGGGCGCUUGAGAUUGUGAUGCGGUAA